CUCGCUCUGCUACUUUCUUGCAGCGGAAGCCAAAAGCUCUCCAAAUUUUACAGUCAGCGCUCCCAAUAGAAACAAAAAACCCUAGAAAUCGAUCGGGGCAUCUAGGAUUUUCUGUCGCCAUGAGCCGAGGAAGCGGAGCUGGAUACGAUCGCCACAUCACCAUCUUCUCUCCUGAAGGCCGCCUCUUUCAAGUUGAGUAUGCUUUCAAAGCUGUAAAGGCAUCUGGUAUCACGUCGAUCGGAGUCAGAGGGAAGGAUUCCGUGUGCGUUGUCACUCAGAAGAAAGUUCCGGAUAAGUUACUGGAUCAAACUAGCGUGACACAUCUUUUUCCUAUUACCACGUAUCUUGGUUUGCUGGCGACUGGAAUGACAGCUGAUGCAAGGUCUCUGGUAUCUCAAGCCAGGAACCAAGCUGCCGAGUUUCGAUUCAAAUGGGGGUAUGAAAUGCCUGUUGAUGUAUUAGCAAAAUGGAUUGCAGAUAAAUCCCAAAUAUACACUCAACAUGCUUACAUGAGACCUCUCGGAGUGGCUGCCAUGAUAUUGGGUAUUGAUGAAGAAAAUGGACCUCAACUCUUCAAAUGUGAUCCAGCUGGUCAUUUUUUUGGUCACAAGGCCACAAGUGCUGGUUUGAAAGAGCAAGAAGCAAUUAACUUUUUGGAGAAGAAGAUGAAGAAUGAUCCUUCAUUCUCAUAUGACGAAACCGUGCAGACAGCUAUAUCUGCAUUGCAAUCUGUUCUUCAGGAGGACUUCAAGGCCACUGAAAUUGAGGUGGGAGUUGUGAAGAAAGAUGAUCCAGUUUUUAAAGUGCUAUCGACGGGGGAGAUUGAUGAGCACUUGACAGCAAUCAGCGAACGAGAUUAAGGAAGGGAAGUUUUAUCGAUUUCGAACUGUAUGUUCUUUUUUUUCUACACAGUAUUAGUGUACUUUUUGGGAUGAACUCGGUCGUUCUUUCAAGAAAUGUUUGUGCUGUUGAUGCGAACUUCGUCUGUUCUCUUAUUUACAUCUAAGAUAACAAAAUGAUCUGUAGAAUGGUAAAUAUUCAAAUUGGUUUCUUUGGAUGCGGCUAAUGUCAA
This is a messenger RNA of Asparagus officinalis (garden asparagus), 1072 nucleotides long. Its product is annotated as proteasome subunit alpha type-6. Bases 120 to 860 code for a protein of 246 amino acids. The record is from RefSeq and is a predicted model, not a curated record. Lineage: Eukaryota; Viridiplantae; Streptophyta; Magnoliopsida; Asparagales; Asparagaceae. Gene Ontology annotation, biological process: ubiquitin-dependent protein catabolic process. The transcript has 9 exons. Gene Ontology annotation, cellular component: cytosol; nucleus; proteasome core complex.